AUGAGCAAUCCAGAACUUGCAGCCAGAGCCUGCCCCGGGCUCCUGAUGCUAUCUCCUGGGGAUAUGGUUCUGGGACUGCUGGUGUGGACACUUAUCGCUGGAACCGAGUACUUCCGGGUCCCUGCUUUUGGCUGGGUCAUGUUUGUAGCUGUGUUUUACUGGGUCCUCACCGUCUUCUUCCUCAUCAUCUACAUAACAAUGACCUACACCAGGAUCCCGCAGGUGCCCUGGACAACAGUGGGUCUGUGCUUUAAUGGCAAUUCUCUAGUCUUAUACCCACUCUCGGCCGCUGUGGUGGAUACUCUUCUGUCUCCGGAGGACAGCCACAACUUCAACAGCUGGGUGGCUCAGUCAUUCUUCGCCUUUCUGGUCACCAUCUGCUAUGCUGGGAACACAUACUUCAGUUUUAUAGCUUGGAGAUCCAGGACCAUACAGUGA
Messenger RNA from Puma concolor (puma), 438 nucleotides. NCBI's taxonomy places the organism in Eukaryota, Metazoa, Chordata, Mammalia, Carnivora, Felidae. The record is from RefSeq and is a predicted model, not a curated record.